CCUCGGUCACGUCCCCUAUAGGACAGUCCUGGCCCCAGCCGCGUCCCCCAAGGACCCCCCAAGCUCCGCCAGGAGGGCUCGCGUCCCCUUGGCCACCUCCCGCCAGCAGAGGCCCGGUCCCCAAGCAUGUCUCCCCGGGGGUCCAGGCCCCCUUGGCCACGUUCCCCCAGGAAGACCCCGGGCCCCAGCCAUGAUGUGUCUUGGUCCCCCCGGCUGCACGUCAAGGAGGGUCCCAGCCCGUCAGGGCUCAGCCGCUAGGGACUCUGCUGGGUACAGCCCCCAGCAGGGGUCCAGCCCCAGGCCAUGGUGGCCACGGUCCCCCUCACCUGGACUACCCGGCGGACAGGGGGACGAUGGGCCGGUGCGGCAGUGGUUCAGGGCACAAGGCCACGGACGAGGCAUAGCCCUAGGCAGGGGAGAACAGUCUGUCCACCCCCUCCCCAUCGGGCGCCGUUGGCCCUGGUUCUGAUGCAACUUCUGUCAAAAUGCCUGGAGCAAAGAACGGCAGCAGCUCCGUGGCGACUGGUGUGGGGGGGCCAGCCGAAGCCAGCGCAGCCUCCGGCCCUCCUCAUCUCCACCAGCUUCCCAGAGCACACGAGGCCUGAUGGGUUUUGCCAUCUCCGCAGGCUACAUGCGGCCCCUCCUUGGGAAAGGCAGCAGUCUGAGUCAGGAGAAAAAAUGGAUUUAAAUUGUCCGCAAAAUGUGUUCCUGCUUUGAGAUGCUGAGGGCGUUUUUUUUUCCAAGAGCAAACAGGCUCUGACCCCUCCUGGGCAUGUCGGUAUCCUGAGAAGUGCCAUGUCCUGCCUGCCAGUGGUGCGGACACAGCUGCCUUCCCCUGCCUCCUCCUGCUACCCCUCAGACAGGCACGUCCUUGGAGCCCUGGGUGCUGCAUCACCCAGCUAGUCCUGGAUGGGAGUCCCCAAAGUCUUGGGGCUGCUGGAGCUCUGACUUGGUGCCAUGGAUAUGAAGGUGAUCAUCGAUUUGACCUGCGAGGACACAAGCGCAGACCCAGCACCACGGAGCAGCCUCACCAUCAUUGACCUGACAGAGGACACCUGCAGCCUUCCCCAUGCCACCGAUUCCGCUGACCAGGACCCAGGGCAGGAGCCUGCUGCCCCAGCAGCACACACAUCCCAUCCCCGGCUCUGCUCCAGCACAACACAAGAAACAGAGGCAACAGCGGGGCUGAGCCCUGCAGUACCCUGGCACGGUGCUCCCGUGGACCCCAGUGCCACCACGGACACAACAGAAAGUGCAGAGAACUGGAACUGCUUCUCUCCCGCCUCCAGCCAUCACGGCUCCUCUUGCAGUCCGGAGCAGAACUGCAGCACCACCACUUUUAACAGUGACUUGGGCUCCCUGGCCAGCAUGCAGCUGGACUCAGACCUACUGUCCCUGUCCCCCUCCAGCCUAGACAGCAGCAGCAGCUGCAGAGCCGGUGGCCCAGAGGAAGAGACUCCCCACCUCUGCCAGCAAAGAGAACUGCCCCCAAGGCUGAGCCCUGCCCCAGCCAUCCCCACAACCCCAGGGAACGCCCGAGGGCCUUUGCUGAAAGCAGGUGACUUACUGCCACAUGAAGCAAUCCAGCAAGUGACCCCAGCCAGGACCAAGGCUGAACAAACUGCACAAACUGCCAGCAAGGCCUGGCUGAACAAACUGCACUAUUUCAGGAGGAGCGGAGUCCAGCACCUCUUCCUCCAAGGCGUAACACCGAACAGGGAAACACAGCAGCAGAAACCUGAGCUCAUCCCCAGCGGGAAGCUGAGCAUGGUGCACACCACCAUGGAGGAGAACUUCCUGGAGGGCACCUUGCAUUUCCUGAGUGAGUUCGUCUCCCACCAGCACUGUCCACCCAAAGAAAUCAUCUCCCACCUCGUCAGACAGAUCCUGUUGAACCCCCACCAAGGGGAGAUCCUGAAGGACACCUACAUGCUGCUGAUGAAGAUCCAAAUGCUCCAUCCAGCCAACAUGACGACGGUGGGAUGGGACUGGACGCUGCUGAAAUACAUCAUGGAGGACCAGCUCCAUCAGGCUCAUACCACCUCCAUCUGCCCUCAGGAGAAGCCCCCUGGCUGGCUCCUCUUCCUGCAAUAUGUGGUGCAGACCCUGGAGGAUGAUUUCCAGCAGAACCUGAGGUUGCGCAUGCUGCAGAAGUCGAUUGCCAAGAAAGUGCUUUCGUGUGACAUGUGCUUCAACAAUGUCAAGGAGGUGGUCGAAUGGUUGGUUGCAGCAGUUACAGGAGUUGGGUUCUCCCAGACACAGCAGCAGCAGCAAGAGAUUACAUCCUCUUCAGCAGAAGAAAGGGCUGAACGCAGCUCAUCUACACCAUGUCAGGCCAGCACUGCCCAGGCAGAGGUGGCUCCACCAGCUUUCUUCACCCAGAAGGUGAUGCUCCUGCUCCAGCGGAUGUUGUCCAUUGCAGUGGAAGUGGACAAAUCUCCCAACUGCAGCUCCUGUAAGAUCGCAGAUGUGAUAUUCCCAUUUAUACUGAAUAUUCCCCUGAGGAGCCAAAGGGAAGCUUUCUUAAACACCAUGGAGAGCCAGCUCUUGCGCUGCAAAUUGCUAGAGCUGUUGUUCCAGCAUAGUUGUGAUGUUCCCACAACCUUGCCCUUGUCUCUGGCCAAGAUCCUGUACUUCCUGAGCCACUCCUCUGUGCUACUGCAAAACCAGGAUGAAACAGCAACAUGGCAAAGAUGGGAUGAGAUGCUGCAGUACUUGAAUUUGCUGCUGAUGAGUUACCAAAAUGUAAUACUGGAGCACUUGCGGAGCUCCCUCAACGACCGGAUGGACUUGAUCAUUCAGAAAGCCAAGCCCAAGCUCCAGGACGGUGAUGAUAUCAGCCAUCUGGACAUUCAACUGAAGAUAGAGGACUUCAUCAGCCGAAUGCAGCAGGUCCUGGGGCAGCCUUUUCCCCUGCAGAUCAUGGAGAAAUUGUGCAUGUUUCGGGAGUUGUUCCUCAUUGUUACUUCUACCUGAUGGAGACAACCACUGUGGCAGGGGGCACAAAGAACUUUUUGUUUCCUCUCUAAAACCACAUCAAAACCCCCAUCUCAUGCUGCAGUCUCAAGUGUCAUACCUCAUGUGGGUUUGUUUACACAUUUCUUUGGAAAAAUGUCUGGUUUACAUGGUCUCAGAAUUUGCUUUCAAACUUGCCUGAUUCUACAGUUCUACAAGACGCUUUGUACACUUUAAAAAAAUAAAUUAUUUUUAUAUUUUCUGCAACUCUUUCACCUUGGUGACAGCCCUGCCCGAAAGUGCAGAGGUCUGCAGCUGUAUCUUGGGACAGCAUUAGACUAAUGCAGCCAUAAACUCUGACAAGAGUUUGCACAGCAAGCAAAAUGCCAAAAUACCUGUUCAGUAUUUAGGAAAAGGUGAUAAUAUUUCAGAAAAAAAGCAGGUGUCAGCUGCAGCGAGGGCAUUCACAGUGUGCAGGUCCCCAAGCCAUGCUGGUCAGUCCUCAGGAGAGGAACAUUCUGUUCCAAAUCAAAUACACCUACAUGACUUGCCCAAGGUGAUUAGCAUGUCAAGAGGGAGGACUGGAUAGUAGCAUCAGCUGAAAAGGCUGCGCCUCUUCCAGAAUGCACUGAAGUGUCUGCAGUGCAGGCAAGUCUGUGUGUUAUGAAUAUUGCAUUCAAAUACACUGGCGACAAUUCAAAUCACAGCUGAAGUCAGAGAGCAAUUAUGCAUCUCUAUAGAACAUCUCCUCAGACAGUUCAGAAGCAACAGAGGUUGGCAGUGGGAGAAAGACAACUCCUGUAGCUGCCCACCACCCCUUUACCUGCCCCUAUGGCAGGCAACCUUGGAAGGGUCCUAAUGAGGAGACCAGAGCCUAGAAGCAUUGAGCAGCGCAGUCACGGCCAGGGGUGGAGUAGCCCUGAUGUUAGUGCUGCACACGCUGAAGACCUGGUGCUUACUACACAGCAAGGCCUCAUCCAGAAGCCUGGAUUCAGUUAGCCCAGAACUGUUCACAAGGGUCUGACCUGGGGCUCGCAGGUUUGCUCCUUGUUCUUUAGGAAGCCUCUUUCCAACUGCCAGAUGGAGAACAAACCGCUCAUCCACGUGACCUUGCCCCUCUAAUCCAGGUAUAAGCCAUCCAGGGAAAAGUGAAGAAGUCUGGUUUGGGAGUAGGAGCCAGAAGCAUUCCCAAUUGUACAAAAUCCAAGUGCUCCCUGCUCUCAAAGGCAGCUCUUCCUGUAUGGUAUGCUCAUUCAGGUGUACUUUCCAGAUAGGUCCUUCAAUUGGAUUAGACUUCUACCAUUAAACUAGAAAAGGAGCUGCACUCCAGCAAGAGGUCCAUAGUUAUGGAUAUAAAUACAGGAAGUAGAAUGAGAAUAUCACACCAAGGGGCCACACUUUAACCCCAGCCGUUCCAACCUAAGCUAUGAGACUAGCCUGUGUAACAAAGACCUGCAGCAGCAGGUGCUUCACCUGGGUGCUUCAAGGAGUUAUGUCACCAUUUCCAAUUCUGCUAACACUCUAGAAGCACAGGGAACACCAGUGUUUAAUUUGGACACCCCCAGCCCAGAACUGCAUGCUCUAUCAGCAGUAUUUUGGCAGCUAUGAAUGCCACAACAGCACUCAAACCAGAGCUUUUCAGAGGAAGGCAAAGCAGAGAUGGCCACACCACCAGGAGCUGGGCACUUCUAGGUGACCAGCAGCCUGGCUCCCACGCCUGUGCCCACCUCCACAGUACAGGGCAAACACAGCACACAGGCUGCAAGAGAAGCAAUCUGAGAAGAAUCAGCACAAAGAUUUCAUGUCUAGUUUCAUCUGCACAAGCCCCAAGAAAGGACCGAGUCUGGCUUUACAUCUAGUCUCCUUGUCAAAAGGCAGUUUUACAGAGCAAACAUUUUACCCUAUUGCAAGUGCUGCCAGAGCCUUAUUAGGCAGAACCUUGACCUCACACUCACUGGACAGCCCCACAUUUCUUCCAUGAAUGCUUUGCCAGUGCUAACACACACCAAGGACCUCCAUUCACAAGGAUUUUAUUCUCUUGUAACAAACAAAAAAAAAAAAUCAUACACAUUAGAGACAUGAAUACAGACAACAAAUAAAUUAAUGUCAAAUGAGAGACUGAUUGCCAAGGUGCAAAUGAGAGGUGACAGUGAAAACUGCUUGGUUGGGUGGCAGACUUUCACCACAACAUAUCACUGGCACUGCUGUUCAAGCUUGAGAGGAAGCAGAGCCCCAGAACAUGCUUCUUCAGAGGGGAGAGCAGCCAGCCAAGUGAGCCGACCCUGUCUCACCCUCCAGGAGGAAUGUUUAGUUUCAGAAGGCAGAAAACCCAGCGCUCAACAGUUACCAGCUGUUAAGUAACCUCUGUAUAAUGUCCUUGCAACAGAGAAGCUUUCAGUACCAGAUGCAAGGCUGCUGCUGCCACCUCACCACUACGGGAAGCCUGCUGCAGGCUGAGGGCACUCUGCCACACAAUCGUGACACGAGAGAGGAGACCUGUUUGCUGCAGGGCAGGUGAAGAUUAUUGAGCAAUGCUGCCUAUAGUGCUUAAGAGAUUAGAUGGUAGCCAGGAGUUCCUUCCACUUUUCAUGAAAGCAAGUGCUAGCUCUUCCCAGUAACUGGUUCUGACUAGGCCAAAAAUGACAUGUAGCUGUAUCAUAGCAGGGAAGAACAUUUAGCCUCGAUCUGCCCUCAGUCCUCUCCCAGACCUGCAAAAUGCAUUCGAUACUGACGAAACAGAAAAGCCUAUCCGAGAAGUGCCCCUGGUGUCUAAUACACUUCUACUACAUGACUCAUACAAGAUGCUAGAAAAAAAAAAAAAACGCACAGAUCAAGCAGCACCCAGAGUGCCAGAA
Molecule: messenger RNA, 5810 nt
Organism: Egretta garzetta (little egret)
Lineage: Eukaryota; Metazoa; Chordata; Aves; Pelecaniformes; Ardeidae
Gene: SIMC1
Product: SUMO interacting motifs containing 1
Exons: 10
Coding region: 958-2976 (672 amino acids)
Source: RefSeq, a predicted model, not a curated record